AUGAACCACCAAAGCUCUGCCAACAAUUUAUCAUCAGAAGAGAAGAUGGGCCUCCUGGACGAGAGACGGGGUUCAGAUGCUGCAACAGACACCACCCAUACCGACGGCCAUUUUCACCUUGGUAUCCUUAGCCCUUCUGCGGAUACCCUGAAAGCACCAUUUGGAUACAUUCGAUCGACCCCGUGGCGGAUUCUGGCCGUUCGCUUCUUCAUCUUUCUGACACCUAGCUUUUUGCAAGGUCGUCACGCUCGCGAGCAGAUAUGCCCAGCUAAGCUUGCUCCAACUGCCUACCUUGAUGGCAUGCGUGGUUUGGCAGCACUAUUUGUCUUCUUUUGCCAUUAUUUUUAUCAAGCAUUCACUAUCGCCGAGGGAUGGGGUUGCGGCGAGACCAAUUACCACAUUCUCAAACUGCCAUUCCUUCGUCUUUGGUACCAAGGCCCUCCGGCGGUCUGCGUCUUCUUUGUCAUUUCUGGAUAUGCGCUAUCAUAUCGACCUAUGAAACUAAUUCGGAACGGAGCAUGGUCCGAAUUCGCCAAUACUAUGAGCUCUCUCAUCUUUCGACGUGGGAUUCGGUUAUAUCUUCCCACAGCAAUCUCAACUUUCAUGAUUAUCUGUUUCUUGCGGAUUGGUGCAUACGAGUGGACUCGAGUCUUUGCAAACGAUCGAAAGUACAUGAAAAACAUCGUGGAGCCGCAUCCAGCACGCAUGGAGCAUGCGUAUGCCCAGUACAAGGAUUGGCUAUUACACAUGUUUAGGUUUAUUCAGGUAUUCAGUUGGGACAAGUUUGGCGGAAGUACCUCAUACGACGUCCAUUUGUGGACAAUUCCCGUCGAGUUUCGAUGCUCGCUUUACCUCUUUCUUACUAUUCUCGGCACCGCCCGUCUACGUACUUCGAUCCGAUGGCUCACAGUUGCCUUCGUCAUGUGGGUCACCUAUCGUAACAGUCGAUGGGAGCUUCUGCUGUUUUUUUGCGGAAUGCUCAUUGCUGAAAAUGAUCACAUACGUGGUGCGCACAUUCCGGAGCCUAAUCCAGCCCUGCCGAUGGAAGAAAAGCCUCGUCCGACCAAAACCAAGCUUUGGCCCAUCUUCUGGGCCCUAUUUAGUAUUCUUGGCUUGUACUUGAUGUGUCAGCCAGAUGGUCGAGGUGAAAUUACUCCUGGGUGGAUAUGGUUGUCUUCUCUCAUACCCAAGUGGUGGAAGGAAGAAAGGUACCGAUACUGGCAGUCGACUGGUGCUGUCAUUUUCAUCAUUGCGGUGAGCCAUUCGCCUCGAUGGCAGCGCUUCUUCAACUUGCCAGUAGUUCAAUACUUUGGCAAGAUCUCAUACGCCAUCUACCUUAUGCACGGGCCGGCCAUGCAUGUUGUAGGCUACCAUUUUGAGAAGUGGGCAUACAGCGUAACUGGAGUAGAGGGUUAUUGGUAUAAUGCGGGAUUCAUCCUGGGGGCGUGCUUCUGCAUCCCCACGGUUGUGUGGUGGGCGGAUAUCUUCUGGAGGGCGGUUGACAUUCCUACUGUCAAGUUUGCCAAGUGGUUUGAGAGCAAGGUAAUUGCCAAAGCGUGA
Messenger RNA from Trichoderma virens Gv29-8, 1560 nucleotides. RefSeq lists its product as uncharacterized. Gene Ontology annotation, biological process: polysaccharide biosynthetic process. Bases 1 to 1560 code for a protein of 519 amino acids. NCBI's taxonomy places the organism in Eukaryota, Fungi, Ascomycota, Sordariomycetes, Hypocreales, Hypocreaceae. The transcript has 3 exons. The record is from RefSeq and is a predicted model, not a curated record. Gene Ontology annotation, cellular component: membrane. Gene Ontology annotation, molecular function: acyltransferase activity, transferring groups other than amino-acyl groups.